Glycine soja is the source of this 2497-nucleotide messenger RNA. Its product is annotated as protein-tyrosine-phosphatase MKP1-like. NCBI's taxonomy places the organism in Eukaryota, Viridiplantae, Streptophyta, Magnoliopsida, Fabales, Fabaceae. The record is from RefSeq and is a predicted model, not a curated record. The transcript is spliced from 2 exons. Gene Ontology annotation, biological process: protein dephosphorylation. The coding region runs from base 117 to 2033 and encodes 638 amino acids. Gene Ontology annotation, molecular function: protein tyrosine/serine/threonine phosphatase activity.
CUCUCUCUCUCUCUGUGUAUGGUUUGGCAAUUAUAUAUGUGUGUGGUAGAUUAAAAUUUGGUUUGGCAACGAAUGCUGGACUAAUUAAAAAGAUUGAAGUGUACAAUGUGCAUGCUAUGUAUGCGUUAAGAUACAAUAAGGAAUGUCCUAGUGCUGGAUCUGAUGAUCUUGGAGUUUGGCCACUUCCUCAGACUCCACGAGGCUCCAUCAGAACCUAUUAUUCAAGUCAACCCACCAAAGAUUUUCUCUUCAAGAGGGACAAGUUGGCCUUCUUUGACAAGGAGUGUUCCAGAAUUGCUGAGCACAUAUACUUGGGGAGUGACACAGUAGCCAAGAACCAUGAACUCCUCAGGCAGAAUGGAAUCACACACAUGCUCAACUGUGUUGGGUUUGUUUGUCCCGAGUAUUUCAAAGGUGAUUUUGUGUACAAGACACUGUGGUUGCAGGACAGCCCCACGGAGGACAUCACAAGCAUUCUCUAUGAUGUGUUUGAUUACUUUGAGGAUGUCAGAGAGCAAGGUGGGCGUGUCCUUGUUCAUUGCUGCCAAGGGGUUUCUCGAUCAACGGCUUUGGUGAUUGCUUACCUCAUGUGGAGGGAGGGGCAGAGCUUUGAAGAUGCUUUUCAGUUUGUGAAGACUGCAAGGGCUGUGACCAACCCGAACAUGGGUUUUGCUUGUCAACUUUUGCAGUGCCAGAAAAGGAUCCAUGCUAUGCCUACAAGUCCAAAUUCUGUUCACAAGAUGUAUCGGAUGGCUCCUCACUCCCCCUAUGACCCUCUUCAUCUGGUCCCCAAGAUGGUUAACCAGCCAGGUGCACGAGCCCUUGAUUCUCGUGGGGGCUUCAUUAUUCAUAUUCCUUCUGCUAUCUAUGUUUGGAAUGGGAAACAUUGUAACUCUGUGAUGUCUUGCAAUGCAAGGACUGCAGCCUUUCAGAUGAUACGUUAUGAGGGUGCAAAGGGUCCUAUUUUGACCAUCCAUGAAGGUGAAGAACCUCCUGGGUUUUGGAUUGCUCUUUCAGGUGAUUCUGACAAAGAAGAAGAGGUCAUGGUCAUGGAGGAACCCUCUGAAGGCAUGGAAAGUGCUGAGCUGGUUGAUUCGGGGACUACUGGUCCAAGAAAAGUUGAUGCAUAUGAUUUGGAUUUUGAGAUUUUCCACAAGGCACUUGCUGGUGGGGUUGUUCCACCUUUUUCCUUGUCUGAUACAGGAUUAGAAACUUGUCUUCCUGCUAGAGAACAAGGUUGGGCAAGACUGAGGAGGAAGUUUGCUAGUGGAUUGCUCACAUCCCCCAAAUUGAACUGUGAUGCUGAUUCAGACCCAUGCAAUGAUCAUCAACCCAGUGUAGAUGUGGAGGUUGAAAAACAAGAUUCUGCAGAUGAGCCUUUGUCACCAUCAUCAAUUCCUCCCUGUGGUUCACCGGAUUCCUUUGAAUGCUAUCCAAAUAGGGAAAAAGGUAGUCCUGAAGCCAUGGACUUCUCUGUUCAUGGUGUUGCUUCAUCAUUGCCACUGUCUCCUCCUGGCACAUCAAAUCCUUUUCCUUGUUUUAUAAGUUGCAGUCCAAAAUUCAAUUCCAAGUCACCAACACUUUCACCUUCAAGUUCUGAUUAUGCCAGUUCAUUUACUUUUUCACCUUCCUCUACCAACUGGUCCGACUUGUCAUUUUUGUCUCCUCGGCAGCCAUUGUCAUCCGGCCUUGAAUCAGCUGAACCAUUUAAUGUUAAAGACUCGUCUUUCUCAAAAAAUUCCUCUUUACUUCACAAAGAAGAUGUCCCUUCACCCUUGGAGGAAUUUUCAGCUAAUCACACAUUUGGAGGGGUGAACUCCAAUUUGCCAAUGAAAGGUUCUUUCCUCUCAAUUGCAGAGUGCAGAGGGAGUCAUCCACCGUCUCUUAUGUUGCCACCCUCUGCCAGUGAAUCCUCUCACGUCCCCAAGAACAACCUGGUAAGAUCAUUGUCUUUCUCUUUGCCUGAAUUAGAUGAUAAUGCGGUGAAGGGUGAUACUUGCAAACAAUCUGACCUUGAAAACAAAGGAAAAUGACUAAUAUCAGAUAACUAUAUCAUUAGUUCAGGUGUUGAACCACAGAGUGAGAUUAAUCACAAAGAGGAUCGUAGUACAGAGUUAUGUAAUAUAAUGGCUGAGCUUGACAUAGAGGAGAAAGGAAAUGGGAUGACUUGAGCUCGAAUUGUGUAAAUUUUGGAUGUAAAUUUGCUCUCACGCUCAGACUAUUCCGUGCGUGCCCAAUACUGAUUAUGAUCACAUGCAUGUCGUGCCUUAUAAUUGCAGUUGAAGUACAUAACAGUUGUUGAAGUUAACAAGCGAAGGCAAGCCAUCAACUCGUCAGGAACUAAUGUUAAAAUUGAUGUAGCUUGCGUUGUUGUAGAAUGAUACAUCAUCUGUCAUUAGUUACCGCUUCCAUUAAAUAACAAAAUUAAGCUUCAAAAACCCAUGUUUAUUUAGAAUUUAACUUUUGAGUGUUAAACACUGAUUUCUUUUAGCCUGCA